GGUAUCCUAUUCCAAGCAGACUCGCCCCAAGCCGUGGAGCCCGCGAAGCAAACGAAUCAGAAAAGCUAUCGUUCGUCAUGUAUAACCCAAAUAUUUUUUCUUAAUUAAGAAUAGAUUAUUUUCAACAAGAACCCUCCCGCUGUUUCCUCUAGGGUUGGGAAGCAGGGGCUUGUCAAUCUGUUUGAAUUAUAUUUAUCGACGCAGAAACACGCACCCAACUUUGUACCUAAGCUUCACAAAAAUGGGUGGAUCAGUGAAAGAUGUGCAAUCAAAGGCGGAGCUUGAUAAUCUUAUUCGCACUGGUGUACCAGUUAUCCUUCAUUUCUGGGCUUCGUGGUGUGAUGCUUCUAAGCAUAUGGAUCAAGUCUUCUCCCACUUGUCUACCGAUUUCCCUCAUGCAAAUUUCUUCAGGGUUGAAGCUGAAGAGCAGCCGGAAAUAUCUGACGCUUAUUCGGUUUCUGCUGUGCCUUACUUUGUCUUCUGCAAGGAUGGCAAGACCUUUGAUACAUUAGAGGGUGCAGAUCCAUCAAGUUUGGCCAAUAAGGUUGCUAAAGUUGCUGGUUCAAUUAAUCCUGGAGAUGCUGCUUCACCUGCUAGCCUUGGUUUAGCUGCAGGGCCCACUGUUCUGGAAACAGUAAAAGAAAUGGCAAAGGAAAAUGGAUCUCCAAAGGGAACAAGUCAAGUGCAACCAGGGCUUAGUGAUGCUUUAAAAAGGCGAUUGCAGCAUCUCAUUGAGUCUCAACCUAUUAUCCUAUUCAUGAAAGGGAGCCCUGAGGAGCCCAAAUGCGGAUUCAGCAAAAAAGUUGUUGAAAUUUUGAGCAAGGAAAAGGUCAAGUUUGGAACUUUUGACAUCCUUUCAGACAAUGAGGUUCGUGAGAGCUUGAAGAAAUUUUCUAACUGGCCCACAUAUCCCCAAUUAUACUGCAAAGGAGAGCUUCUGGGUGGUUGUGACAUUGUAAUUGCUAUGCAUGAGAGUGGUGAAUUGCAGGAGGUGUUCAAAGAUCAUGGAAUUGAUACCAAUGCAGACGCAAAAGUAACAGAAUCUGUUAAUUCGAAGGGAGGCAUAUCAGAAUCAACUGGUUUGAGUACAAUGUUAACCUCCCGACUGGAAAACCUAAUAAACUCAAGCCCAGUAAUGCUGUUUAUGAAGGGAAAACCAGAUGAACCAAAGUGUGGUUUCAGCAGAAAGGUUGUUGAAAUUCUCGGGCAAGAAAAUGUCCCCUUUCAAAGCUUUGACAUUCUUGCUGAUGAGGAAGUCCGUCAAGGCCUUAAAGUUUACUCUAACUGGUCUAGUUACCCUCAACUUUAUAUCAAGGGUGAACUUAUCGGCGGAUCAGACAUCGUGUUGGAGAUGCAAAAAAGUGGAGAACUCAAGAAGGUCUUGCUUGAAAAGGGGAUUAUCCGAGAGGUGGAUCUUCAUGAUCGCCUGAAAAAAUUGAUAGCUUCCUCACCUGUCAUGCUCUUCAUGAAAGGCACCCCAGAUGCCCCAAGAUGCGGCUUCAGUUCCAAAGUUGUCGAUGCCCUGCAAGCCGAGGGCAUAAGUUUCAGCUCCUUUGAUAUUCUAACCGAUGAGGAGGUGAGACAGGGAUUGAAGGUGUUCUCAAAUUGGCCAACCUUUCCACAACUGUACUACAAAGGUGAGCUGAUAGGUGGUUGCGACAUUGUGAUGGAGCUGCGAAACAAUGGCGAACUUAAGUCUACUCUAUCAGAGUAGGGUAAUUUCAACUACAUUGAAUAACUGGGAACAUUUCGUAGGAGCCAUUAUAGCUGAAUGUGUCGGAUUGAAUCUUAUGAGAAUUUUGAUCCUGGUUCCAGGAUUACUGUUGCUGUAAUGUUCUAUGUUUGCAUAGCACUUAUAAAUCGCUGUCAUAUUCGAAGUA
Messenger RNA from Prosopis cineraria, 1880 nucleotides. RefSeq names its product monothiol glutaredoxin-S17. Lineage: Eukaryota; Viridiplantae; Streptophyta; Magnoliopsida; Fabales; Fabaceae. Bases 242 to 1714 code for a protein of 490 amino acids. The transcript is spliced from 3 exons. The record is from RefSeq and is a predicted model, not a curated record.